Messenger RNA from Frieseomelitta varia, 8613 nucleotides. RefSeq names its product insulin-like growth factor 2 mRNA-binding protein 1 (gene Imp). Gene Ontology annotation, molecular function: mRNA 3'-UTR binding. The record is from RefSeq and is a predicted model, not a curated record. Bases 1194 to 3092 code for a protein of 632 amino acids. Lineage: Eukaryota; Metazoa; Arthropoda; Insecta; Hymenoptera; Apidae. Gene Ontology annotation, biological process: regulation of gene expression; nervous system development. Gene Ontology annotation, cellular component: cytoplasm; nucleus; cytosol. The transcript is spliced from 8 exons.
GAGCGAACGAGAAGAGAGAAGAAGCGGAAGAGAGAAAGGGUCGUGGAGGGCGAGAGAGUAGGAAAAUGAGAGAGAGUCCCUCGAACGUCGUGUCGUGGUCUAGCCAAAGAGACAAGAGCCUGGUAGGAAGGUGCGUCGCCGUCGUCGCAACGAGAGAAGAAGAAGAAAGAAAAGAGAGAGAGAGAGAGUGUGAGAAGGAAACGAAGAGAGGUGGGAAGGAAUCGGUAGGCGCGCACAGUGAAUCGCCCGGGAGAGAGAGAACGCUCGUGUGUCCCUUAACCUUAAAAAAGUUGAAGAGUCGUUUCUCAGAAGGCACGAUCGUAGUUUGUCGCAGCUCUCGCCGGUUGCCGUGAUCUUCCCUCCGUCGGUUUGUAUGAUCGAGCUGGCUCGAGAGACAUCCAUUGCCACCGGAAACGCACGCCAAGUCUUAACUACCAGUACCAAACCAACCAACCAACCACUGUACCACCACCGGUGCCACGAGUCGACGUGACAGAGAGUCUGUUGAAUCUCGAAGCGAGCGGGAAACAGACAGCGGGGUCCGAAGGAAACGAAGAGAGGAGAAAACAAAAGAUAGCACCCGGCCAAGGAACGCUUGGAAGAUCGUUCAAGAGAAGUUAAUACGAUAAACCUCCUGUGUCCUCCUUUUCGUUCUUCAUUUUUGGUGUGCAAGCGCGAAAAUCACGCCGAGUAUCACGCCGAGAUCGUGUCCGCUGAGAGACGUCGAGACAGCAGUAGAAAAUUCAGACCGAAAAAAAAACAGGCCACGGAAGAGACUCUGACGAAAGCGCGCUCUCGUGUUCGUUUUCUUCUCCUGUGUGAUAACGGGAGAUUUCCAAGAUCGUCGUCGUCGUCUGUAUUCGUCUUGUACAUCGGGGAUAGCUGCGAUCCGCCCUCCCCUCCGUCCCGGACGUGUUGUCAGCGGUGAUCGUGUCAUCGUGUUGAGUUCGUCCGCGAUUUUCCUCACAUUCGGGUCUCGUAGUGCGAGAUAUACUCGGUUAUCUGUAAUCGUUAUCGCGACGUGAUCGCGCAUCUUCGUUGACGUGUGCUCCGCGGGCAACAUCGUCAGCGAACGGUCGCAUCGUCCAGCCGCGUGCCGCCAACCCGAGCAGCAAAUUCGUUCGAGCCACGUGACCGGGACACGCAUCUCGGGGAAAGCCGCCACCAUAGCGUCCAAGAGCGAGCCAACCACCAUGUCGAAGCUCUACGUGGGCAAUCUGCCGUCGGAUUGUAACGAGAGUGCCCUCAGGCAACUCUUUCAGGAUCAUAAUUUAUCGUGCACGACGAUCCUGGUGAAACGAGGUGGCUACGCGUUCGUCGACUGUACCGAUCAAUCUGUGGCGGAUCGUGCGAUCGACAAACUUAACGGAUACACGUACCUCGGAUCGACGCUUGUCGUGGAGCCGUCUGUAGCUAGCGGGCCGAAGAAACGCUCCGGAUCGAAAGUAGUUGUGAACAACAUCCCAGCCCUGGCCAGAUUAGAAGACGUCGAGGUUCUCUUCUCCAACUGCGGCCAAGUGCAGGCCGUGGAAAAGUUAACGUCGCGCGACCCUAACGUACAAACCGUCCUCAUUAGCUAUGAGACGCAGGAACAAGCACAGCAGGCUGUGAACCAAUUGAAUGGCCACGAUUUCGACGGUAGCCCGCUAAAAGUGGAAAUGUCUACGGCGGAGAAUCGACGAAGAGGCCGCAGCCAGCGCAGCGGCGUCGCUUAUUCCGGCGUGUCGGGCGCCGGACGUCAGGCGGACUUCCCGCUUCGUAUUCUCGUGCAGUCGGAGAUGGUAGGAGCCAUAAUUGGCCGUCAGGGAUCCACUAUACGCCAGAUCACGCAGAUGACGCGCGCGCGGGUGGACGUUCACCGAAAGGACAGCCUCGGCGCCGCGGAGAAAGCCAUCACUAUUUAUGGCAAUCCAGAUAACUGUACGAACGCUUGCAAGAAGAUCAUGGACGUCACGCAACAAGAGUCUUACGGCUUGAGCAAAGGCGAGAUCUCGCUGAGAAUCCUCGCGCACAACAAUUUGAUUGGACGUAUCAUCGGGAAGGGUGGCACCACCAUCAAGAAAAUUAUGCAGGACACUGACACGAAGAUCACCGUGAGCAGCAUCAACGACAUUAACAACUUCAAUCUCGAGCGCAUCAUCACCGUGAAAGGCACCAUCGACAACAUGAGCAAAGCCGAAUCCAUGAUUUCCAGCAAAUUGCGCCAAAGCUACGAGAACGACUUGCAGGCAAUGGCUCCACAAAGCUUGAUGUUCCCGGGCUUGCAUCCAAUGGCUAUGAUGUCCACCGCUGGCAUGGGAUACAGCUCGCGUGGCCCCGGUUUGUACGGUUCCGGACCAGCUCCGUACCCUUACCAAGCCAGCUUGCCGACGCAACAGGGUAUUCCGAUUGGCGACACUCAAGAAACCGCGUAUCUUUACAUUCCAAACACCAGCGUAGGCGCUAUUAUAGGGAGCAAGGGCUCUCAUAUCAGAAAUAUCAUCAGAUUCUCUGGCGCCAGCGUCAAGAUCGCGCCGAUCGAACAGGAUAAGCCGGUAGAGCAACAAAAUGACAGAAAAGUGACUAUCGUUGGGUCACCAGAAUCACAGUGGAAAGCUCAAUACUUGAUCUUCGAGAAGAUGCGCGAGGAAGGUUUCGUAGCUGGCACCGAGGACGUCCGAUUGACGAUCGAGAUCCUCGUGCCGAGUACUCAGGUUGGCCGUAUCAUUGGGAAAGGUGGGCAAAACGUUCGGGAACUGCAACGUGUAACCGGAAGCAUCAUAAAAUUGUCGGAGCAACAAUCGACGUCUCCUUCCGCCGACGAAGAGGCCACCGUCCAAAUAAUUGGCCCCUUCUUCUCUGUACAGUCGGCGCAGAGAAGAAUCCGCGCUAUGGUCCUACAGUCGUCUAGUGCACCUGGAGCAGGUGUAACUGGCUCUCGCGCAGGUCGUGGCAGCAGCCAAGAAGCUGGCUCUCGUUCUCGAAGAGACGGCAGCACCACGUCUCAACAAGGUGCCGCGGCAACGCAACAACAGCAGCAGCAGCAGCACGUCGCUCAGCAACAGUCGAGCACCUCGCCAUCCAGCCAGCAGCAGCAAUCACAAAAUCAGUAACGUCACUGAACAAACUUACCUGACGCCGACCAACGUCUCACAGAAUCCGUUUCAAUCGCCGGGGUGGCAUCGUCGCUUUGACAUUCUCUCGGUAUAUGUAUGAUAAAGGGCUACGUGCGACCUCCUUCUCGCGGGCUAUGUAUCCUAACCUCAGUCGACGCGCGCUGUACGAAAGAGAGCAGGAGAGAGAGAGAGAGAGAGAGAGAGAGGGAGAGAGCAUGUCGUGAAAAACACCGGUUUCCAAAUGUCACAUAACGCUACAACGUGCAUGCAAUAGGGCAUUCUUCAUACCUAACAAAUUACAGAUAUAUAAAUAUGUACAGGUUCGAUUCAGAACGGGGUAAAGAGUGUGAAUACCGAUCGAUGGCUGUUCUUUUCUUGUUUCCAUUUUUUUUUCCUUUUUCCUUUUUUUUUUUUCUGUUUUAGUUAGUUGGUCGUGUAAACGUUCUUACAACAUUUUGCUUGGAAAACGCAAGGAAUAGUAAAGCGUGAUUGGACAGAUUUUUUGCAACAGAGAGAACAGUAGAUUAUGUUAUUGUUGAUCGAUGGCCAUUGAUCGUGACACACACACACGUUAACCCACGUUGCGUUUAACAGCUCAGGAUACACAGCUCUGAAGUAUAAAAUCGAUGCAGGAGAGUGUCGCGUCGAGUCGGAAGCGCACGUUAGCUAACGAAAAACGCAUCGCGCGAGACGAGGUGAGGCGAUGAAAAAAGAAAGAAAGAAAGAAAAGAAAAGAAAUUCGGUUUCUGUCCAUUCGAAACAGGGAAUGAAAGGUAUAAUCGAUCGUUUGGUUGGAGGACGGAGAGAAAAAAGACAACAACGGGACCGCGUUCCCCUCACUUCCUCUGCGCGCGUUGCGGCGCGUUUUCGUUGCGAGUUUCGCUUAAUUUGGAAGUUAAAGCGACGGGUGUGACACUCGAACGAAAUCGAUUUCGCAGCGUUAAACCGAAACCACCUCGUCGAUGAAACAGGAUAAUACGGAUGCUAAGAGAGAAAGAAAAAAAGCAUACACAACCUUAUUACCUCAUUGAUUACGGUUAAAGAUUUAAUAUGAUAAAAUGAAAACGUGAAACGAGAGAGAGGAUAAGAAAAACCAACUAAUCUAAAAAAAAAAAAACAAAAAAACAAAAAAAAAAUGAAGAGAAGAAGUCUACCUAAAUAUUAAAAGUUAUAAUAAUAUACAGAGAAGUUAAGUAACGAUUACACGAUUACGUUAUACAUGUUACUACUACAAUUACUAUUAUUACUGCUACUACUAUUACUGCUAUUAACUACUACUACUUCUUUACUAAGUACUCUAUACAGGAAAGCGGUGUUUUUUUUUUUAUUCCCUCAUUUAAAGAGAAGAAAGAGCCAUUAUAGGUACAGUUUUUUUUUUUUUUUUAAAUAUCAGAACGCAGAGAGACAUUAAUUAAUGAAGAGAAACAAACAACAACAACAGCAACAACAGAAAAUGAACAGAAAGCAUGUGAACGAAACGUGUGACACGUUCUGCAGUUUAUAGACGUAAGAACCGACGAGUUUUCACGACAGACACACCGCUCUCAUUAUAUCCCCCCGCCCCUCUCGCGUCGGUAAUACCAAAGAAGCGAUUAGCGAGUUUUUGCGUAUUAGUGAAGUGAAAAUGCGUGACACGCGUUUACCGGUCGUGUCGAACGCUUUACUCACCUCAAGUUCCUUGCAAGAGCCAAGAAGAGCGGGAGGGGUGUGCAUCACAGACACAGAGAGAGAGAGGGAGAGAGAGAGAAAGAGCGUCUGUGGGGAAUCCAUGAGUGGUUGAUUGAUGUCGGAAACAGCAAAUGGAAGGAAACAUCGACGAAAACAAAAAAACAAAAAAAGAAGCCUCCGUCAUCGAGUCGCUUUCUUUCUUUUUUUUUUCCUUCAAAAAAGAAAAAAAAAAUGAUCGGAAAGAAGAAGAUAAGAGUGCAUGUAGAUCGUAGGCGCGCUCGGUGAAAGAGAGGACGAAGAUAUACCGAGGGAAACAUCCGACGCGUUUGUACGUGAAGCGGACGUUGUUUCGUGCCACGAGAAGGAUGUUCCACGAAGAGGAGAGAGAAUGGAAAAGCGACCGUGUUUGGAGUACGCUCGAGAGAGCGAGAGGAGAGACAGGAGUUGUAAGAAGAAGAAGAUGAUGAAUGAUGAUGAUUCAGGGAUACGUAAAGAGGAGGAGGACAAACUGAUAAGAGAGCAAAAAAAAAAAAACAAAAAAGAAGAAAAAAAAAGAAAAAAAAACACGAAACUUUUCAGGGAUUUUUACUUGUAUCACGAAUGUAAUAAUGUGUGAGUGUGCGUGUGUUAAAUAAUACUAUUAAUUGAUAAGUAAGUAAUUAUUGGUUAGGCUAAAUACGUGGCAAAAGAAGCCCCAAACAAAGUAGAAAUUUAGGGUAAUCGAAGGGAUGGAACACUCGCGGUGAGAAGGAUCAUAGGGGGGGGGAAAAAGAAGAAGAAGAAAACGUGCUGGAGGUGAAAGAAGAAGAGUGACGCUCGAUGAGGGAAAAAAACGUGUUUGAUGUUGCUCUUCGUCUGCGUGAUAUCGCCAGCGAGUUAUCGGUAGUGUACUCUUUUGACUAUCGUUUCAAAACUCUCUUAAACUUUCCUUUUUCCUUCUCGUCAGCUUUUUUUUUUUUUUCUUCCUCAUGACGGUGUGCAAGCGUACAAUUGAUGACUCGGUGGAAACUCGCAAGCGGUAUCAUCGCGUGUCUCUCCGGCACGACGCGUACCAUCGAUCACGAUAAUCCUCACGAGACUCUUUCGCGAGAUUGACUUUUUCUUUUUCUGGGAUAUUUAUAUUGGAAAUUCAUUAGGAGGAGGAGAAUGUACGCGUGGUCGUGGUUCGCCCGUGGCAUGGGGAAUAUUCGUGACCGAUUGAUUACGCGUGAUUCGCAACUUUUUUUUUUAAUAUUGAUCCGCGAAAGGAGAAAAAAUAGUCUAAAACGACGCGAUAGUGUUCGCACGUACACGGACAAGAAGAAAGAUAAAGACAAAGAGCGAAGACCGCAAACGUUCCAGGACUAUUUGUAAAAAAGUGGUGAAAGUGAAGUUUGCACUUUGUCUAUCGAAAGGGACUUUUUUUUUCUUUUUUUUUUUUGUGGAACGGACUGGUAGCUCCGUUUCGGUGGUGUCUGAAAACUAUAACGUGACCAAAAGGGAAAUCCAAUCACAACGGACUGACGAGACGCACGAUUACGAACCACGGAAACAACAAUAAUAACACGCUUUCAAAAAAUAGUCGUUCCGUCGGUGUUAAAUUUCACCUCGGAGUAAGAAUAUUCUCGAAACAGUAGUUUUAUCGAGGUUAGGUCGAUUCGAAAUUCCCGCCACUGGCGGCGACAAGUUGAAAUUGGCGUUCUUCAGUCCUUGGCUAAUUUCGUGGUGCGUGAUCGAUGCUCAAUUUCGUACGAAUUGAACCUCGUGUGUUGUCGGGGGGUUCGCGUACAGCGACGAAGGCGACGAUCGACUCAUUCCGGUUUUUCAUCGGAGGACAGGGUCUCGUCUAACCUGGUCGGUUUACCUCGUGGCAUUCGGUAUGCGUUUAGUAUAAAAAAAAAAAAAAAAGAAACAAAACGAACAGAGCGUGUGAUGACAAGUCGUCUUCUCUUCCAACGUGUAGUGUUUCUCUUCGGUGAAGGGAGGGCGAUAAGAUCGCGCGUGUUUUAGGUUAGGUUUGUCAAAGAUGGUGAGCAAAAGAAACGAUGAAGGGGAAUAUCGCAGUGCUGAUGAUAUAUAUGUAAUCGGAAGGACGAACAAAGGUACGCAGAUGAGGAAGAUAAAGAGACGAAAAGGGAGAGAAAAAGCCUCCUGUCUCUUGCCUUUUUCUUUUUCGCUGCGUCUCGAGAAACGGCGCCGGAUGGAUUAAAAUGGAAGGAGAAAAACGAUUUUUUAAAAACAAACCCGAUACGAAACGACGAAACUCCGGGGAGGAAGUGAGAAAUCGACCGAAGGAAAAGAGAGGGAGAAUAAAGACGGACAAAAAAUGUCGCGAUUACCAAGCGAGAAAACACAAAGAAGACAGGAAGUAGACAAGAAAGGAUAAGAGAAAGAAAGAGAAAAUGAAUCUAAGAGUAAUAAGUUUAUUUUUGAUACAUUGUUGGGGGAGGAUCUAAGUGGAUUUUUCUUUUUUCAGUCCUUUUGUUACGUGUUUUUUAAUAACUUAAUGAAUUUUAACGACGCUAGGUAGAGAAGUAAAAAUGAAAAAGAAGAAAAAAAAAAGAGAGGGAGAGAACGCAAAGCAGCGAGAAGAGACGGCAGACAUUUUUUUAAAGUAGAGUAAUAAGGAGAUAUAUGAAGAGGAGGAGAAGAAAGAUGGUUUUAAAGGAAAAAAAAGAAGGGAAAAAGAAGCAAAGCGGAGUGUUUUUUUUUUCGUGAAAGAGUAUGUGACUCUCAGGAGAGAGAGAGAGAGAGAGAGAGAGAGUGAGGGAGUGAAGAGGUGACAGAGAGAUAAAGGGGAGUUUAAAAGAGUAAAGAUUUAAGGGGAAAAAAAAAAUAAAAGAAGAGUGAGAGGAGAAAGAGGUGAAGAAAAAUAUUUAAAAGAAGGGGGCACGGCGCGCAGCUUUUUGCGCUGUGUGCGUCUGCGGCCCCCUAGGGGGGAAAUAAAGAAGAUUUUUUUAGUUGGAUAAAUUGUAUAAUAUAUUUAAUAUAUUCAGAGAAUAAACAAUGGCGCUAGGCCCGCUCGGCGAGGGAACGUGUCCACACUCGGACGGUAGAACGACAAAGGCGGCUCCCUCGCAGUUUUAUGCGACGUGAUUUCUCGUCGUUGUCGCUUCCCCGAGAAGAAGAAGAUUUUCUCGCCCUUCGCAGCCCUUCGUCCACCGUACGUAUUUUCUUUUGCAAAGAAGAAUAUUCUCUGAAUAUUUACGCUUGAUAAAUAACAAGUACGAAGGGAGCGAGGGGCUGCGAAAAAAAAAAGAAGAGAAGAGAAGAGUAGGACGAAGAAAAGGGGAAAAAAAUGAAAGGAACGCAAAGUGCCAAGGAACCGAGAAAGAAAGCCAGGUGUCAUUUUAUACAAUCACCAUAAGACCAUAGGUUAACAAGAAUGGGUACAACGCAAAACCAUAGAGCAGAAUAAUGGCAACAAAAAAAAAAAAAAAAAAAGAAGAGAGGACACAGCGAGGUUUCACAAUCAUCAGCAACACACGGUAAUAUUCAACUACCAAAAAAAAAAAAGAAAUCAUUUACGCUACUUUGAGAUCGCUCCUUUUUUUUCCUGAAACAACACAGCACAUCGAGGAGAUUAUGAUUAUCUGUAUUUAGUCAUCGUUUUCGGCCGAAACAACGAAUCAAAAUUUCUCCGUUGUUUAUUUUUAGGUAUUUUUUUCGCACACGGAAAACGUCCGAGAGUCGAACAGAAUGUUACGAAGAAGCACAACGCGAGUGAGAAAACAGUAUCGCUCUUUUAACAGGAAUUCGUGAAAAAGAGGAAAGAAGGAAAUAUUGGCUCGAUGCCAACAACGAAUGGCUCCCCAUGCCUCACCCCUUUUUGGAAUAUCUCUUUGUGGGAAAAAAAAAAGAAGAAACUAAC